Molecule: messenger RNA, 941 nt
Organism: Stegodyphus dumicola
Lineage: Eukaryota; Metazoa; Arthropoda; Arachnida; Araneae; Eresidae
Product: astacin-like metalloprotease toxin 5
Biological process (GO): proteolysis
Molecular function (GO): zinc ion binding; metalloendopeptidase activity
Source: RefSeq, a predicted model, not a curated record
UCUCUGUUUUUAUUCACGUAACAAGGGGUGCUGUGCUUUUGCUGAAAUCAUCGAUUAAGAAGUCUUCAGAUAUCACAGAAAUAAAAUUUUGCACUUUUUUAUUCGAAAAAAAAACAUCUGCAAAUUACAAGUUAAAAUGCGCUUAUUGUUGGAGAUUAUAAUGCUAUCACUCUUCAUCAGGGGAUUUCAUCUCAGGAAUACUGUGGAAACCACUCGUCUCUUUCAAGGUGAUAUUCCCAGAUUAGAAAGUAUUGAAAAGCGUAAUGCUGUUCCCAAGGAUUCUCAAAGAUGGCCAAAUGGAGUUAUUCCUUACAAGAUACACAAAGGACUUGAUCACUUGAAAAGUGAAAUUCUUAAAGCAAUGAAGUAUAUCAUGGAUAACACUUGCAUAAAGUUCGUGCCGUGGGAUCGCAGUCAGCAGAGCUAUCUUAAUAUCUUCUCCGGCGACGGAUGUUACUCAGCCUGGGGAAGAAUGGGAGGAAUGCAAGAGUUAUCAUUGGGUUCCGGAUGCGAGCAAAUCGCCAUCAUCCUUCAUGAGCUGACUCACGCAAUCGGCUUCGAUCAUGAACAGAAUAGACCAGACAGAGAUGAUUACCUCCACGUCUUUUGGCACAACAUAUUGCCUAGUGCAGUAAACCAGUUCGACAAAUUAAAGCCGGAAGAAAGUCGGUUGUUUAACAAAAUAGACUUUAAUUCCAUUAUGAUGUACGGAGAGAGGGCUUCCUCUAAAGACGGCUAUCACAGGACUUUAAAGGUCAAGAACAGAAGAAUCAGACUUACGGAUCUCAUCAAGAAAACCAAAUUGAGCGAAAGUGACAUUUACCGAAUCAACGCUCUGUAUGAAUGCGAUAAGCAAAGAAGUGACGUAUAAUUUGUUUCACCCGUUUGGUGAUUUACAGAGAGAUAAUUAUGACGUAUUUAUAAAUGGUUAUUCGAUAAAA